This is a messenger RNA of Hyaena hyaena (striped hyena), 1214 nucleotides long. It is a transcript of the gene TPM2, whose product is annotated as tropomyosin 2. The transcript has 9 exons. Gene Ontology annotation, cellular component: actin filament. Bases 115 to 969 code for a protein of 284 amino acids. The record is from RefSeq and is a predicted model, not a curated record. Gene Ontology annotation, biological process: actin filament organization; muscle contraction. NCBI's taxonomy places the organism in Eukaryota, Metazoa, Chordata, Mammalia, Carnivora, Hyaenidae. Gene Ontology annotation, molecular function: actin filament binding.
GCGCCCGCGCGGCUGGGACAUCCCAGUCCCGCUUGGUCCUCCUCGCCGGCCACCCGUGCGCCCAGUUCGUCCAGUCCGCACUGCCUGCCCACCGGCCCGCCCCCCACCGCAGCCAUGGACGCGAUCAAGAAGAAGAUGCAGAUGCUAAAGCUGGACAAGGAGAAUGCCAUCGACCGCGCCGAGCAAGCCGAGGCCGACAAGAAGCAGGCUGAGGACCGCUGCAAGCAGCUGGAGGAGGAGCAGCAAGCCCUCCAGAAGAAGCUGAAGGGGACAGAGGAUGAGGUGGAAAAGUAUUCUGAGUCCGUGAAGGAUGCCCAGGAGAAACUGGAGCAGGCUGAGAAGAAGGCCACCGACGCUGAGGCAGAUGUGGCCUCCCUGAACCGCCGCAUUCAGCUGGUAGAGGAGGAGUUGGACCGGGCGCAGGAGCGCCUGGCUACAGCCCUACAAAAGCUCGAGGAGGCUGAGAAGGCAGCUGAUGAGAGUGAGAGAGGAAUGAAGGUCAUUGAAAACCGAGCCAUGAAGGAUGAGGAAAAGAUGGAGCUACAGGAGAUGCAGCUGAAGGAGGCCAAGCACAUCGCUGAGGAUUCAGACCGCAAAUACGAGGAGGUGGCCAGGAAGCUGGUGAUCCUGGAAGGAGAGCUGGAGCGCUCAGAAGAAAGAGCUGAGGUGGCUGAGAGUAAAUGUGGGGACCUAGAGGAGGAGCUGAAAAUUGUUACCAACAACUUGAAAUCUCUGGAAGCCCAAGCGGACAAGUAUUCCACCAAAGAAGAUAAAUAUGAAGAGGAGAUCAAACUGCUGGAGGAGAAGCUAAAAGAGGCUGAGACCCGAGCAGAGUUUGCCGAGAGAUCCGUGGCAAAGUUGGAGAAGACCAUUGAUGACCUGGAAGACGAAGUCUAUGCACAGAAGAUGAAGUACAAGGCCAUCAGCGAGGAGCUGGACAACGCACUCAACGACAUCACCUCUCUCUAAGCCCCACGCCAGUGUGGCCCCCUCAGCCCCUUCUCUCCUCUCCUUUCCACUCUCUCUGUGGGGAGGGGGCAGGCAGGAGGAACAAAAUUGUCAGCAUCGUACAGCCAUUCUGGGCGCAGCCUCAGAGAGUCCCCACCACCCCUGCCGCCCACCCUGGCACUUGCUUCAUCCUUCUAUCCAACCACUCACCCCAUCCUCCAGCCUCUAUCUCUUUCUGCUGCUUAAUAAACUCAACUUGGUCUCCA